CUCAGGCUGACACAGAGAGACUCAAGCCUCACUGAUCCUCGACCGAUAGACCAUCACAGGGGCCUGAACGAAGCCCGCUUCGGCUCACCUGGCUCUGAGCUCGUGCAGCAUGACUGCGCUUGCAUUCCCGAUAGCUAUCAUCUGUCUUGCCAGCUUUCAGUACGGCUACCACAUCUCAGCUCUCAAUUCGAUACACGGCGCAUUGACAUGUCUGGACCGAUCGGGACCUGUAGACUCGGCCGUCGACUGGCUACCUACCUGCAUCCCCAUGACCAAUGUCGAAUUUGGCAUCAUCACAUCUGCCUAUACGCUCGGUGGGCUCAUAGGCAGCCUGUUAGCUGGCAAGCUCGCUAACUCGCAUGGCCGAAAAAGGUCCACUGUCUAUGCGGCCCUCUUCGUCAUCGUUGGCAGCUUGCCUAUGACGCUGCCAAUCUCUGUCUGGAUGAUCGCUUUCGGGCGCGUACUCGUUGGCGUUGGCUGCGGCAUGUCGACCGUACUUGUGCCGAUGUACCUCUCAGAGAUUGCGCCGUCCAAGAUGAAAGGCAAGAUCGGCAUCAUGACGCAGCUGUCUAUAGUCCUCGGCAUCUUUGCAGCUCAGGCCCUAUCCUUGCCUUUCGUCGGACCUGGCCAAUGGCGCUACAUACCCUUUAUCAGUGGGAUCAUUGCUCUCAUUCAGAUACUCUUGAUGGCAUCAGUCGCGGAAUCACCCAAGUGGCAAGCGCAACAGGACGAGCUGGCUCGCAAGACUUCCUCUACCCUCAUAGGGCCCCAAGCGAGCGAUCCUCUCUUGGGCGAGCAAGACGCACUCGAAGGCGCCAAGCCGGAUCGAUACGUUCCUUUGAGCGUCCCGGAGCUGCUUAAGAGCGGCGAGCCUGCCGUCAGAAACGGCAAGUGGUUCGUAGCAUUUAUCUCUGCAGGCCAGCAGGUUUCUGGCGUCAAUGCCGUGCUCUACUAUUCGACUUCGAUUCUCAUGACGGUCAUGCCUACAAAUGCCAAGUACAUCGCCUUGCUCGUCACAGCGGUCAACGUUCUGAUGACAUUCCCGUCGAUUGUUCUCAUCGACAACAUGGGUCGUAAGCCGCUCUUCUUGCUAUCCUCGAUCGGCAUGUGCAUUUCCUCGCUCGUGCUGGCCAUGGCAAUCAAUCACAGUCUCAGUGCGUUCGCCAGCAUCUUCAUCAUCACUUUUGUGUCCAGCUUCGCUAUCGGUCUGGGUCCUUUGCUGUUCAUUCUCGUUGGCGAGGUCGUGCCGGAGCACGCAUCUGCUGCCGCAACCAGUUUCGGACUCGCUGUCAACUGGACAUCAAACGCGCUGAUUGGCCUCACUUUCCUGCCCCUUCGCGACGCAUUGUCUGGUUCAGCGGGCGGUGGGCCAGGUACGGGCAACGGCCAGGGCAACGUCUUCUUCAUAUUCACCGGCACGAUGCUCAUCCUCACCCUCGGCGUUGCGCGGUGGUAUCACCCGGAUAGCACAGAAAUCUAGAUUCAUAAUCUGGCAUCGCAGUGGCGAGCCAUGCCGCAUCAGCGCUGCAGCGGUCUAGCACCGCCGAUGCACCGUCCUCGUACAAAGACGGAACCGAUGUUGCGAUCAUCACCACAGAAGAGGAACUUUUCGAAAAGCGUCUCGAUGGACUCGUCCGGUUCUACGAAGAUGGCAGGAUUCAGACCCUCGGGAUAAGGCGAAGGGGU
Molecule: messenger RNA, 1686 nt
Organism: Mixia osmundae IAM 14324
Lineage: Eukaryota; Fungi; Basidiomycota; Mixiomycetes; Mixiales; Mixiaceae
Exons: 4
Coding region: 110-1480 (456 amino acids)
Biological process (GO): monosaccharide transmembrane transport
Cellular component (GO): membrane
Molecular function (GO): hexose transmembrane transporter activity
Source: RefSeq, a predicted model, not a curated record